This is a messenger RNA of Rhinocladiella mackenziei CBS 650.93, 819 nucleotides long. RefSeq lists its product as uncharacterized. The record is from RefSeq and is a predicted model, not a curated record. Gene Ontology annotation, biological process: chromosome segregation. The coding region runs from base 1 to 819 and encodes 272 amino acids. Gene Ontology annotation, cellular component: Ndc80 complex. NCBI's taxonomy places the organism in Eukaryota, Fungi, Ascomycota, Eurotiomycetes, Chaetothyriales, Herpotrichiellaceae. The transcript has 2 exons.
AUGGCUACCAUCAUCCCUCCCGCUCCUUUCUCAACGAGCACCUCUUCAUUUGGCGCGUCUCAGUCCCAAUCCGCUCCCAUGUCAUACUCGGAUAACCCAUUGACUCAAUUACCCACGGUAGACUUCAACUUCGAAGACCUGCGGAAGCGCAUGGCUGAUUUCACCAUCAAAUUUGACGCUUUCAUUGAACAAGAAAGAAAGAGGGUCUUGCAAGAGAGAAAUGAAUUUCGGGCCCGGUUGGGAGAAAUUAGUGAGGAGCAAAAAUCUACCAAUACACAAAUCUCCACACUGCAGUCCACUUUGUCCACGCACGACCAAGUGCUUUCCCGAGAGCAGGCGGAGAAGAACGAAAUGCACGAGCAAAUAUCGAAACUGGAGUCGCAUCAAGCAAAUCAGACUGCCCAGCGCGACAGGUUGAAGAACUUGAUUGCCCAGACGCAACGACAGAUUGACGUGAAGUUACAGGCGCAGUGGGAGUAUGCGGCGAAAAUGGAUAGCCAGAGUCGAUUGAAUGGGCCGGAGUUGAAUUUCUGGGAAACAUACUUGGGCUGUCGCAUCGAGGGAAGCGGGGAUGAAAAUAAAGUCAGGAUCGUGUUUGUGUUUCCCCCUGUGAAAGGCGGGAAAAGUGAUGAGGAGAGAGAAGCGAUGUUCGAAUUGCAGGUGCCGGAUACCGGGAAUGGGAAAUACGAUGUGGUUUACAUGAGGCCGAAGCUGGAGGGUGCGAAGGUCGCGGCGGUCGUGGGCCGAUUAAAUUUAUCACGAGAGAUUGGGACGUUGUUGAAGGGGAUGAGAGGAUUGUUUGUCGAAAUAAUGAAAUGA